AUGUCCACUUCCGUCGUAGACGAGCCAUCGGCCAACGAGGAAACUUCUCCAUUGUUGUUUGCAUUUACGUCGUUGCCAGAUCCAUUGACUUUGAGCUGCCUUGCUCGAGUUUCGAGAUUUGACCACUUAGCCUUAUCUCUAGUCUCCAAAAGAUACCGCUCUCUCGUAAUCUCCCCUGAGCUCUACAAGACACGAUCGUUAUUAGGUCGUACCGACGAGUGCCACUACGUAUGCUUAAGCACCAAGACCUACCCGACCUCUCGUUGGUUCAUCCUCCGACGAGAAAAUACCAAGACCUACUUAGAAAACGCCGCAGCAGAGGACCUGGUCCCUGUCCUUUCUUUCCCCACUCAGCUUCCUGAGCUGUCUUCUUUUGUGGCUCUUGAUUGGGGGAUUUAUGUCAUCGGUGGAUUAACAAACGACAAUAGAACGUCCGAUGUCUUGCUUCUGGAUUGUCGGACUAACACGUGGCGCCACGCCCCAUCUAUGGGAGUGGCUCGAGCUUCAGCAGCCGCUGGCGUCGUAGGUGGGAAGAUAUAUGUGUUUGGAGGAUGUGAGAGUUUAGAUUGUUCGAACUGGGCAGAGGUAUUUGAUCCAAAGACUCAAACUUGGGAUGUUUUGGUGCCAAUGCCUGAUCGGAAUGAAGGUGAUAAUCUGAUCCGUGAGACCCUAGUGAUGGAUGAGAAGGUUUACGCUGUGAGUCUCUGGGACGGAAGCUUCUACUACUCGCCGCGUGAAGGUAAAUGGGGAAGAAAGAAGAAGCCAGAAACUCAAAGUUAUUAUUGUGUGAUUGAGAAUGUGUUGUACAGUUGUGAUAAGUUUGGGAGUUUAGUUUGGCGUGACUCUGAGGAAUUGGAGUGGAAGGAAGUUAAAGGCUUGAAGGCUCUACGGUUGAAGUUUCCUAGCUCUGCCUCCUUCCGCUCCAUUGCAAACGAAAAGUGUGUCAGUAAGCUGAGCAGUUUUGGUGUCAACAUUGUGGUCUCCUCUGUUAGGGCUACGUUUGAUGUUUGGUGGGAUGUUUGGUGUACCGAGAUUUCGUUGGAAAGACGUGAGGAAGAAGGUGAGAUUUGGGGAACUAUUGAGUCAGAAGCUGUAACCGUAGUUGAUCAUGUUCCUUCUGGUCGCGUUCCGGUUGAGGUUCUGUGUUCUGCUACUGUCUAUGUCUAA
Messenger RNA from Camelina sativa (false flax), 1167 nucleotides. Its product is annotated as F-box/kelch-repeat protein At4g39560-like. The record is from RefSeq and is a predicted model, not a curated record. Gene Ontology annotation, molecular function: protein binding. NCBI's taxonomy places the organism in Eukaryota, Viridiplantae, Streptophyta, Magnoliopsida, Brassicales, Brassicaceae.